Fomitopsis serialis is the source of this 1029-nucleotide messenger RNA. RefSeq lists its product as uncharacterized. Gene Ontology annotation, molecular function: DNA binding. The transcript has 5 exons. The record is from RefSeq and is a predicted model, not a curated record. Bases 1 to 1029 code for a protein of 342 amino acids. Lineage: Eukaryota; Fungi; Basidiomycota; Agaricomycetes; Polyporales; Fomitopsidaceae.
AUGAACCUCCCGAGAGGCAUCUACGUGUCCCCAGAAGACUUCCCUCACAUCUACGCUGACCACUGUAGAAACGAAGGCAAGCGUUUCGUCCCCAGCUGCGUCCAGUUGUCCGAGGGCGGCCCGAUCGACCUCUGCACGCUCUUCAACUGCGUCGUCUCCGCGCAAGGCAGCCUCUCGGCCUCGCACCGGAGGCUCUGGCCAGAGAUCGCGGCGAAGCUGGGCUUCGUGCACGUCCCUGCGACCAACACAGAGCCCGCUCGAUCCAACGCCGAGCUCGCGCGGCAAUUGGAACGGGUAUACGACGUCUACCUCUUCGACUUUGAAUACAUGGUCGUCAACUUCACCGCGCAGUAUAUGAAGGUCACGGAGCUCCUAGGCAUGAUACCGUAUUCUCCUGCCGAGUUGCGUCGGCAGAAGGCCCCUCCGAAAGAAGUUGAGCUGUUGGAGCGGUACUUGCUAUUCUGGCACAUCCUACAUGACAUACAAGAGUUCGACGCGCGUAGGAAGGCCUGCCGCCCGAGGCGUGAUUGGGCAGAGGAACGAGGGGCGCAUCGGUCUCCGCACGCGGGCUUGCGAUACCUAGCAUCGGAUUUCUCUGGUAGCGAUGUUGGGACAAGUGACACAUCCGAGUCGGACGACCGAACCGAACAGCAGCCUUCCACCUCGUACCAAAGCAUCCUAAAACCGCAUGUCGUAGGGCGCAUCCUCUCGUCGACAGAGCUUCGCCAGACAGGUGCCUGGAUAGACAUGGUGUGGCAGGAGUACCUCCGAGACCGGCGACACCAGCCGGUAACGAUCCCCGACGACGAAUGGCCGGUGUUCCACGCGCUCUUCGUGCAGGCCUCGCAGGAGCUCUCGCGCGUGCACAUCGCAACGGUCGUGUGCAUGCUGCGCGAGGAGGACGCGCAGAGUCUCGUAGCGUUGGCGCUCGAGCAGAGGCAGUACGUCGACGCCGGUACGAGGCAGGGCCUCUUCAGUGUGCAGCGGCUCACCUGGCUGCGCGACACGUGGAGAGCGUGGAGGGCGUAA